UUAGACUCAAUAAUUAUUGAAAUGUGCAAUUUUCAACCCGGUAUGUGCGGAGUCGUCAAUUUGUUUGGUGGAAUAGAAGCUGUUGGAGGAUUGGAUACCAAAAUUAGGGUAGCGAUCGACAAUGGUUUUGAGCAAAUCCUGGUGCCCAAAGUGUGCGCCGCAAACUACGACAAAAGACUAAAGUUGCAAAUCGAAGUCAUCGAAGUGAGAACGUUCUACGAAGCGUUGAUGCACACAUUGGUCGAUGGUCUGUUGAUUUUGAAGGCAUUGGCUGAAAUUGAGGAGAAGCUGAAGGUGGCUACAGGAGAGGUCGCGAAGUUCACAAAGAACUUGAAGCCGGUCACUUCUACGAAUCUUUCGGAUUAUUCUUCAGUUUUCACUGAUGCAAAGAAGGUCAAAGGAGUUGGAAUUGAUUGGACAGCAACUAUUGCUUCAGUGGAGAAGUUGAAGGAUCUCUUGUCAACAAGAUUAUCACGAGCAGCUGGAACAUCUCCGGGACUAUCCGUUGCUCAACUCGAUCAGAUUCUAACAACAAUGCAGUCACUUAAAAGCUUGGAUAUGGACUUCACAAAGUUCUCCAAGGCUUUUGAUGGUUCAAGCAAGUCAUUGCAAUCACUUGGAGCAUCCUUUGUCAACUAUAAGAACCACGUGAAAAAGGCACAAGCAUCAGUUGGGGCUGGAGGAACAGGUGGAGGAAGUGGCUCAGGUCCAGGAUCUUCUAGUUCCGAUCAAACCACUAUGAUCGUGUCCAUUUCUGUCGGAGCUGUCGUUCUUUUGAUUAUUUUGGGAAUUGUAAUUGGGAUUUAUCUCUACCUACACCAUGUGCACAAAUUGGAACAACCGGUAUCAAAGGAAGAUGAUAAGAAGCCUUGUUCGAUUGCUAAGAGCAAGGACGAGAUGAGGACAAAAUGAUCAAAGAUGCUGUAGCCUAGAAGAAGCCGGAAAUAUUCAUAUGCAAAGUGUUAAUUAACUAUAUUUAUUGUUAUUUAUCAUAUUUCACAAUAUUUUUGAGGUGUUUUUUUUGACAAAAAACUCAUUCGGACUAAACGAUAUUAAUUUUAUCCGAAUUAGACAUUUAAAUAGCAAAACUUCUCUUUUUUAUUCAUAGUAAUUUAGAAGAA
This is a messenger RNA of Caenorhabditis elegans, 1121 nucleotides long. RefSeq names its product WSN domain-containing protein (gene F08F3.8). Bases 43 to 912 code for a protein of 289 amino acids. Lineage: Eukaryota; Metazoa; Nematoda; Chromadorea; Rhabditida; Rhabditidae. The transcript has 4 exons. The record is from RefSeq and is marked reviewed.